GCCUUUAGAAUAUUUGCCUUCAAGUUGUAGCUGUUGUUUUUCUGAUGAUGGAUCCAGCUGUGAUUAUCAUCUUACUUCUCUACAGAAUAGAUUCUACUCAAGCAGUGAGGAAUUCAGAGCCGCUGGUCAUCUCAGCUGAGCCCGGUGAAGCGGUCAAUCUCACCUGCACAUUUGUAGACGACUCAAAGAAAGAUGUUAGGAUGUGGUACAAACAAAGACUGGAGCAUGCGCCACUGGAAGUGGGAUCAAAGUUUGAAGACAAACCGGCUGUGAUUCCAGGUAAAUUUGACAAAUCGAGAUUUAAACUCAACAGAAUAGCGAGUGGCAUUUCUCUCAGUAUUGAACGCGUCACUAAAGAAGAUGAAGGAAUGUACUUCUGUGGAGAGACUGGAAAGAAAACGCUGGACUUCUCUACUGCUACAUUCUUAGCGGUCACAGGGCAGUCAGACAUCUCAGUGCUCCAAACUCCAGUACAGGGGUCAGUUUCUCCAGGAGAGUCGGUCACUCUGCAGUGCACGGUCCUCUCUGAGAUCAGAGCAGCAGAUCUCCGAGUGCUCUGGUUCAGAGCUGCUGCAGGACAAUCCUUUCCUGAAAUCAUUUACACUCAUCAGAACAGCAGCAGCCAUCAGUGUGAGAUCAGCUCUUCUACACACAGCUCUGUGUACAACUUCUCCAAGAACAUCCUCGACCACAACCAUACUGGAACUUACUACUGCGCUGUGGCGGCUUGUGGGAAGAUCAUUGUUGGGAAUGGAGCAUCAGUACAAUUGGCUCGUCCUAUAGAUCCCACUGUGUUCUAUCUGGGAGCAGCAUUGGGAAUUUGUGUGAUUGUAAUCUGCGCCCAAGCCAUUCAUAACUUCAGUGGGAGAGAUCAUGAUUCGGUCGUGGAGAACAAAGCGAGUCAGGACUCUGCAGCUGUGGAGCUGAGUUAUGCAGCCAAAAGCCUGAGAAUGAAGAGUGGACGCUCUGGACACAGUGUUUACUCUGAAGUCAGAUACUUCUCAGUUACUGACCUCAACAAUCACUGA
Pygocentrus nattereri (red-bellied piranha) is the source of this 1028-nucleotide messenger RNA. RefSeq lists its product as uncharacterized. The coding region runs from base 45 to 1028 and encodes 327 amino acids. The transcript has 7 exons. Gene Ontology annotation, biological process: response to bacterium. Lineage: Eukaryota; Metazoa; Chordata; Actinopteri; Characiformes; Serrasalmidae. The record is from RefSeq and is a predicted model, not a curated record.